AAAAGAAUUGCCGGAUACACACUACAGCCUGCUGAAGUACCUCUGCCACUUUCUAACGCAGGUGGUUCAACAUCAUGCAGAAAACAGAAUGAAUGUCUACAAUCUGGCUACAGUCUUUGGACCGAGCUGUUUUCAUGUGGCUCCCGGCUUUGAGGGCAUGAAGGAGCAGGAGAUAUGCAACAAGAUCAUGGCAGAGCUGUUAGAGGAUUAUGCUGAGAUCUUUGAAUGUGAGCACACAGAGAAGGAUGGGUUAUGUGAAGACAUUGCCAGGAUUAUUACGGUAAAAGAAUACAAUUCAGAGGAACUUUUUGUCCCACCCAGAUUGGUUAAAAUUGAAGCUCCUUCUGUAUCCCCAAGAUCAAAGGGAUGUGCACUGGAAGAGCCAAUGAAGACAAGUAAUGUUGAAUUAGAAUUAUCUACCCCAUCGCCAAGACUAAAGGACACUAUGUCUGCUGUGCCACUCAGACCAGGAAGCAAUGCAGAAGUUUCUGGCUUAUCGAGGAAGGUCUGCAUCCCCAAGGCUGACAAACCUCUUCAGGGUUUUGAGGUGCUGAAACCAAAACAUUGUGAUGGAGUCCCCCAGUCCAGCUUCUUGGUAGUUGGGAGAACGGCCUCUCCUGAUAGCAUGGACCCAGUGGAUCACUUGUCCGUGUUUACCAGCAGCACAGACUCCCUUCACAGCUCUCAGGAAGAUGAACGACCUAUGUCCCCUUUCUUCAUGAGUGGUCACGUGGCCCAAGUCAACACUGUCCCCGCUGGUAGAGAACUUUUGGAGAGGACAAUCAGAAGCGCUGUCGAGCAACAUCUAUUUGAUGUACUUGGCCCUGGAAGUCAAAGUUCAGAGGAAUCUGAGUCUGGAACAUCCUCACCUUCCACUAGCUUGUCUGCAAGACAAAGGAGAAGACAUCUGAAAGAACACGAUGAGAGCCGGAAAAAACCCAGAGACAUGGAAAUGAUUAACAAAGAAAAUAUCCCUUCUGGGUGCGGAAGCCUAGAAGAUUGUGGUGUGAUACCAGAAGUGGAGAAGCUUCAGGAGAACUGUUCUGGAUACAUAGAGGAGAGGAGCAAACCAAAGAGACAGAAGUCCAGCAGCAAGCUUUCUGAGCUCAAUGACAAUCAGGACAGCACAGUAAGUACGGAAAGCUUUGUCACCUCCAGAAGUGUAGACAGGCAGGAGUUCAGCAACAUGGAAGUAUUGUCAGAAACAAGCAAAGAGAAUGAACAUGGCCGAGAGUGUUUGCGAUUACCUCCGACUGUGAAAAUGAAGAUUCAGGAGCAACAGAAUAACUCUGAAAUAAGACCACAAAGAAGCCUUGAGGUAGACGUUGGUCAGGAAGGCUUUGUCCCAGAGGUACCUCGCCUGGACCUCACCUCUCUUUGUGAUGACAGAAGCUGGGAAGAACCAGCUCCAGUCCUGGCCUCGUGGGAUCGUGAUGGAGCAGACUCGGAUGAAGCUCGUCUGUCUCCUCAGGCAGGCCGUCUUAUUCGUCAUCUCCUGGAAGCAGACAGUGAUCCCAUGCUCUCUCCUCGAUUUUAUGCUUAUGGGCAUAGCCAGCAAUACCUGGAUGACACGGAGGUGCCCCCAUCUCCUCCUAACUCACAUUCCUUCAUGAGUCGGAGGCGCAGUUCCUCCCUGGGGUCUCAUGAGGAGGACAGAGAUGAGGACCUGACUCCUGCUCAGAUCACACGCAAGAUACAGAGCCUCAAGAAAAAAAUUCGCAAGUUUGAGGACAAAUUUGAGCAAGAUCGGAAAUACAGAGUAAGGGCUUUUCCAUCCAUCAGACCUUCCCACCGAGACAAAGCCACAAACCCUGAGGUUCUGAAAUGGAUGAACGAGCUGACCAAGUUCCGGAAACAGCUUAAAGAGUCAAAAAUCAAGAUAUCUGAAGAAGACCUGGUUCCUCAGAUGAGGCAGAGAAGUAAUACACUGCCGAAAAGUUUUGGUUCCCAGCUUGAGAGGGAGGAAGACCGGAAACAGGAAGUGGAGAAAGUUGCCAAGCCCUCUAUAGAAGUCACAAUGGAAACCAUCCAAAAGAAACUACAGGACAAGAGAGCAGAGGUCAACCGGCCGGAGGAUAUUAAGGAUAUGACCAGAGAUCAGAUUGCUGCAGAGAAAGUAUCGCUUCAAAAAGCUUUGCUUUACUAUGAAAGUGUUCAUGGCAGACCGAUAACAAAGAAUGAGAGACAUGUGAUGAAACCAUUUUAUGACCGGUACAGACUGUUCAAGCAGAUCCUCUAUCGAGCAAACACCAUACCCGUCAUUGGAUCCCCCUCGAGCAAGCGGAGAAGCCCUUUGCUGCAGCCAAUAAUCGAGGGUGAAACAGCAUCCUUCUUCAAGGAGGAAGAAGAAGAAGGGUCAGAAGAUGACAGCACCGUGAACACUGAUUUUGCUGUAACAAUGAAACCAGAUUUCACUGUACGAAGUUUCUUGGAUCAACUCGAGGAUGAAGCAGAUGGCUUUGUAUCUCCAGUAGAUGACAACACUCCAUCAAAGAGUAGCCAAGACCUUGGGCUUGGCAAUCUCCAUUCUGCAUCUGUGCCGGAACUCCUAGAACAGCUUCAGGAAGCAAGGGAGGAGAAAAAGAGGAGCAGGAAAAAGCUUCGAGAUUAUGAAGACAAUUUUUUUAGACAAAAUGGAAGAACUGUUCAAAAAGAAGACAGAGGUCCUAUGGCAGAAGAAUACAGUGACUAUAAGCACAUAAAAGCUAAGCUACGGCUGCUGGAGGUCCUAAUCAGUAAACGAGGCUCUUCACAGACGAUGUAAUGAGACUUCCUUUGAUGAAGAACAGCUUUUAUCCCAAAACUACUUCUACUGAGAAUGAGCAGAAUGCCGUGAGGAGCGGCGUAUACGGAGUAUGCCUCACUUGGCCCGUAAGCCAUUGCUCUAGUAAAAGAAAAUGGACAAUUUCUAAAUUGCACAUGGUGGCUUUAUAGUCAACAGCAACUUUUAUUUUGCUUGAUUGAAGCAAACAAGAACAGGAAUCUUCUUGCUCUAGUUCCGGUACACUCCAAGUUAAAGGUACGAAAAAGUGUGGAUAACUGGAGUCAUAAGAAAUGAUCCAAAAUGAAAGAGGGGAGGUACAGUAUGGGCCCUCCUUUUUUAUCCUACUUACUACGUUGUCAUGAACCAGAACUGCACACCUGCUUUGGUCAGUGGGCUCCCCAGAGUGAUUACAUACUGAUUCAAUAUUGCUUCUCUACUCACUACAAAGGACAUGAACUGGGGAUGCUCUUGUCUACCAUCUGAUUCUGUAAAACAUGCGGGCAUGCGUUCCAAGUAGUCAUACUGAAAAACAUAUCCAGGACAACUGAUUACCUCAUUUCAACACUACUUGGUUACUCAUCAAAGACACUUGUCAAUCAUAUGUGACAUCCGGAUGAGCAACCUUGGUACCAUAUCUUCAAGUUGCAAAAGGAGCAAGCCAGGAAGCUUGAGCAAUCUGAAAUAUAUUACAACAAACUGUUUCUGAUUAACCAGCCCAUGCAAAUUGUGUUGGUGUCUGAUGGACAGUUUUUACUGAAUGAUUUUUUUUUCUCCCAUUAGCAAUCAUAUCUGUUAAUGGAUGAUAUGAUUCAGUUAUUUGUCUUUGGGGUUACAAGUGUACAAGAUCUAUCCCCUUCCCCUUUUCUGCAGCAUGCACUUUCUUCUUUAUAAAUAUGACUGUAAUUUAUAAUGCUACCAAUAUCUCCAGUACAACUACAUGUUUUAACCAAACUUCUGUGGUUUUUCAAUAUAUACUGAUGUGGCUUUAUUUCCCUGUCCCAUUGCAUUUCAUGUUGUUCUACCAAACCCCCAUGGCUCAUUUUUCCCAGUGGUGAUAAGAGAAUAGUGUUCCUGUAGUUUCUCUCCUGAGUCACCCUCGCUGUGUAGGGGUAUAUAGAUCGCUAGGACACGUUCAGUCCAGCAGUGUCACACAGAUCUGUAUUUUACCAGUCCUACCAUCCUUCAUUGGAACACUGUGGACUACAGUAUAUUUACCAAAAAGGCCGCUCCAUAAGAGGCUUUAAUAGCUUAUAGUACACACAUAAGAAUGGCUACAACUUGUAUUCUGUUUGUACGUAUGGCAAAGCUUAUAUGUGUCUGUUCAAUGUUGCAGUGUAACUCAUGUUGUGUAAAACAAAUCAUUAUACAGUAGAGAGGAGAGUUAUAUGAAUGUUUAUUUCUACAUUUCAUGUGUUUUAUUUUACAUUGUACCAUUAUUGGGGGCUGAUCGAUGCGGUUGUCUGCUUUCUCCUGGACCUGAAUGGUUUUAGUGGGUAGGGACAAGCGGAGUUGAAAAACUCCAUGCCUUCCCCCAUGUUCCAUUAACUUUUCUUCAGUAAAUAUUCAGACUAUUUUUCUGAGGGUUUUUUUCUUCUCUUAUCGUAAAAGUGGACAAAAUCCUGUGACACUUUUAAAUAAGUAAUUAAUAAAUCCAGUUGGAGUUCA
Pseudophryne corroboree (corroboree frog) is the source of this 4429-nucleotide messenger RNA. It is a transcript of the gene FAM13A, whose product is annotated as family with sequence similarity 13 member A. Bases 89 to 2764 code for a protein of 891 amino acids. Lineage: Eukaryota; Metazoa; Chordata; Amphibia; Anura; Myobatrachidae. The transcript is spliced from 23 exons. Gene Ontology annotation, biological process: signal transduction. The record is from RefSeq and is a predicted model, not a curated record.